GGGACAGCUGGGCUUUGUAGUCAGGCACAUUAACAGUACAACGUGGUGGGAUGAGCAUCUUUCUGAAGAGAAUGUCCAGUUCCUCAGGAAGAUGACUGCAGAGGAAUACAAAGCUCAGACAGCCAGCAAGCUAUGUCCCCUGAAAGAUGAACCAUGGCCACUGAAUGAAUGGAAACCAGAUUCUAUCAGAGUUGGUGUUGUUGCAGUAAAACUGGGAAUGAUGCCAAUAUGGACCAAGUCAGGAGAAAGACAUGCUGUCACACUACUUAAGGUGCAAGAUUGCCAUGUUUUAAAAUACAUUUCAAAGGAAGAGUCAGGUGGAAAAACAUCUAAGCUACUUGUUGGAGGCAAAAACGUAUCUCCUUUUUCUAGAUCAGAGUCUGCGAUGGAAAUUUUCAGAGAAGCUGGAGUACCACGGAAGCAGAAAAUUACAACAUUUAAUGUAACUGAUGAUGCCAUAAUUAAACCAGGUACUCCUUUGUAUGCUGCUCACUUCCGCCCAGGGCAGUUCGUGGAUGUUACUGCAAAAACAAUCGGUAAAGGAUUUCAAGGUGUCAUGAAAAGGUGGGGAUUUAAAGGCCAGCCUGCUACCCAUGGCCAGACGAAAACUCACAGACGUCCUGGAGCAAUAUCUACCAAUAAAGCUGCCAAAGUUUAUCGCGGAAAGAAAAUGCCUGGUAAAAUGGGUAACAUCUAUAGGACAUCUUAUGGACUAAAGGUGUGGAGGAUCAACACAAAACAUGACAUUAUUUAUGUAAAUGGGUCUGUGCCGGGUCACACAAAUUGUCUGGUGAAGGUCAAAGAUAGCAAAUUGCCUACUUACAAGGACCACAAUAAAAACCCUCCAUUCCCUACGUUUUUUGCUGAUGGAGAUGAAGAAUUACCAGAAGACUUGUUUGAUGAGGAGAUCUUCCAGUUCACGGAUCCAUCUGUCACAUAUUCAUAAUGUUCUUCACAUCUUUGAAAAAUCACAAUUUUGAUAUUUUCACGAACUUUGCAAUGCUGUAUAAGAGUAAACUUAUGAACUGCAGUCUGGGCAAUAGACUUGAACACUUCACGUAUUGCCAUUUUGGUCAGAUAAUAAGAUUUACCACUGUCUAUUUCAAACCUGUAUUUAAAGCAGCAGGUAAGUCUGAGGUGCAAGUUGUAAAGCACACCAAGUGCUUUUUCUACAGUGAUCUUUUGCCCUCUGUCACAGGCUGUGAAGUGUUAAGCAUUGCUGAAAAUCUGUUGUUUAGAAGAUAGUUCAAUUUAAUUUUCUGAA
This is a messenger RNA of Mesitornis unicolor (brown roatelo), 1264 nucleotides long. RefSeq names its product mitochondrial ribosomal protein L3 (gene MRPL3). Gene Ontology annotation, biological process: translation. The record is from RefSeq and is a predicted model, not a curated record. The annotation marks the transcript as partial. Gene Ontology annotation, molecular function: structural constituent of ribosome. The transcript is spliced from 9 exons. NCBI's taxonomy places the organism in Eukaryota, Metazoa, Chordata, Aves, Mesitornithiformes, Mesitornithidae. Gene Ontology annotation, cellular component: ribosome; mitochondrial large ribosomal subunit.